CCUAUCUAAGCAAUGAUGCCGUGGGCAAAUAACAAGGCCGCUGCGCCGCCCUCCCAUUUUAUGCUGGCAGACGAUAGGGGACUUCGAGAGUGCUUGUUAAUGAUCCCCCGGGAGACCGCCGGUGCUUGAAGUGUUAUUAUCACCUUCUCGCCAAAUCACCGGAUCCCAUCGACUGCCCGACAUCUAACACUUUCUUGAUCGACCCUUCGACACGAGCAUUUCCCGAUGGCGUCUGCGGAUCAAGUCCCUUCCCUGGAGCAACUUCUCGAAGGCCCUGCGCUGGAACCACCGCCGGGCGUAGUGCCCGACUUUGCGAACCCAGGCGGUAGUCACGCCCUCGGGUAUGGCAUCGUCAUACUGGGGUCCAUCAUCGCUAUCAUCGCUGUUCUUAUGCGUCUAGGCUCUAGAUUCAUCUUGAGGAAGAUCGGAAUAGACGACGGCUUCAUGAUUUCGGCGCUAGGUCUUUUUGCGGGUUAUCAAUACGUCAUUUACAAGUACUCGAUAUUCCCAGGACUCGCAGUCCAUCAAUGGAAUCUUCAAUUGAAGUUUCUUCCUGAUUUUCUCUACCAUGUUCACAUUGCUUCCAUCUUCUACGGCCUCGGCAUCAUGUGUCUCAAAGUUGCCAUCCUGAUCGACUGGUUGCAUAUAUUUGUGCCCCAAGGCCGAGGCAACACCAUGUUUUGGGCGCUCCACAUAUUGAUAUGGUGCAAUGUCAUCUUCUACAUGGCUGGAAACUUCGCCGAAAUUUUCCGUUGCACCCCGCGCGAAAAAAUAUGGAAUGUGUUUUUCGAGGGAGGCAGCUGUCCGGUAAACAUAGCCGCCCAGAAUUUCUCAGCGGGAAUCCUCAACUUGAUCUCCGACGUCAUUAUCCUCGCUCUACCGCAAUGGGUCAUUUGGCGGCUCAACAUGUCGCGAGCGCGAAAGCUCGGAUUGUCAUUGCUAUUUUUGAUCGGAAUUUUCAUCUGUGUCUGUGCAACAGCGAGUAUCGUCUGGCUCGAUCGAAUGCUUCAUUCGGAGGACAUACUCUACUGCAUGUCAAUUCGCAGCCUCUGGGGCAUCGGCGAGUGGGCAGCCGGCUUUCUUAUCCUUGGCAUCCCCUCUGCCCCUAAAGUCUUCCAGAGCCUGCCGUUCUCCGAAUCGGUGAUGACCCUGAUUCAUUCAUGGACGAACCAUAGCACGUCGAGUAAUAACGUCGACGGCAUAGCACAUCGGUCCUGGGGCAGGCCGCUGUCGCGAAAACGUCGUGGACUUUGGGAAAUCACUGAGCUGGAAACGCAGGACACGGUGCCCAUGACGAGAACGAGCGGCGGGAAAGAUCACGAACGGGAUGGGACGGCGAGCGACAUGCAUGUGCAUAUAACAAUGUAAUGGCGGAGGUGGAAGAGAGAGUGGAGAACACGGAGACGUGAGUGUAUGACUAGGAAGAUGAUAAUAGCCUGUGGUCUGGGUAUCAGUAUAUUCAAGCAAAUUCAUACCGCU
This is a messenger RNA of Durotheca rogersii, 1479 nucleotides long. RefSeq lists its product as uncharacterized. Bases 226 to 1368 code for a protein of 380 amino acids. NCBI's taxonomy places the organism in Eukaryota, Fungi, Ascomycota, Sordariomycetes, Xylariales, Xylariaceae. The transcript has 4 exons. The record is from RefSeq and is a predicted model, not a curated record.